Molecule: messenger RNA, 1572 nt
Organism: Owenia fusiformis
Lineage: Eukaryota; Metazoa; Annelida; Polychaeta; Sabellida; Oweniidae
Source: the annotation of a GenBank genome assembly
GGCGGCAUGUUCCGAUAAAGCCAAUGUGUUUGACUACUUUGACAAUGAUCAAUGCGAGACAAAGCAUUGUCGAUGGAAUUCAACCAUUAAUGAUUAUGAGUUCAUGUUUAAUAAUGUUUCGGACCAACCAAGGUAUGAUGUUUAUGGUCUUAGACAUACAGAACAUUGUGACGUACUAACACCAUCCAUCCCAGUACCAGCAGACUUUUUUAUUCUGUGUCCCAUGACUGGUUUUUUCUCAUUCCCAAGCCAACAUCUAGAGGAACUUCUUUGUCAGUCAGGUUCAAAUAAUUUCCUUGAGACAAUUACACCGAAUGUAACUAAUACAGUCAAAAGUUACCGCUGCAAAAGCAAUCAUGAAGGUUUGGGAUGGGCGAAUGCAAAUGACCAGGAUGUGUGUUUUAGCAGAGAGCAAACAAAUAAACUUUUCGUGCUUCCAUAUCCGGGAACGCCGAUCUGCAAGCACACCAUCUAUACAUUAAAAAGAAUCCGCAAGCACUGUCAGAUGUCAGACUGUGUGAUGCUACCACAUGAAAGAAACGCAACAGUAUUAGACUUGAGGCAAUGUAUGAUGGUCGCCUGUGAACGGGGUGCGAAUGUGAUCAACUACCAUAACCCAGAAAAUUCGCCAGUUGUGGUGUGUGACUUAAGAGUAUGUGCCCCUGCAAACAAUGGACACCAGUAUGAUCUUAGACUGAAAACAUCUUUUGGCUAUGAUAUAUAUAUGCUUGAUUUUGAACUACCAAUCAAAAGAACAACUCCCCAGUCUGCGACUAGGGUCACCACAGAAAUAACUCAAGGUCCGACAUAUACUAAUGUUAUGACUACAAAAAUCCCAACAACAACCCGUGAAACAACCCCCAGAGCAUGUAUAUGCUCCUUUGAACUCGCACCUCCAUUUGUGAACUCCACCGACAAAACAACAGAAACACCAGCCCAAGAAUGGCUUAAUGUGUACACUCUCCCUCAACUAUUGUACAAUAACACUGAAGAUGGCUGUGAUGAUUGUACAGAACUACUGAGGGAAUGUCCACAUGAUUGUCUUAGCUCUGGGUCUAACUUCUGGGGAGAAGAGGGGCUGGACAAAAUGAUACAUGCAGAAGGCCCAGGGGGUGUCCAAGAUGUGGCUCUAGGACAAAUCAUGUGUCAGAAGAUUUACAUGGAGGUUCCACCACCAGGCAGACAAAUAUGGCUACAUUAUGAGCCUGGUACUUGUGGGAGAAGAAUGCAAGUUACAAUCUUUGACAUGUUGUGUUGUUUUAUAUAUGAACAUCCAUUUCUGGGGCAAUUUGCGAUUUGGAAUCGAGGAUGCACUAUGGAUUUUUCACUUGAAUAACCUGUGGCACAACAAACAUAUAUUUUGUAAAAUAAGAAACCGCUUAGAUAUUGGAAAGCCUGCUGUGUUAUAUAGUCAAUGCAACACAAUUUUUAGAGAAACCAUUUAAAAUUCAAAAUGUUGAAUAUACUGAAGACAAAUAAGCUACAAAUUGAUUGUUCUGAGAUAAUGUGUACAUAUUUGAAAUUUAAAAUCUGAACAUGCACAAAAACAAUUUUGAAAAACCAUGUGUUAAU